CCCUCUCUCUGAUAGUCUGCGCAUCUCUCAUCCUAGUUUCAGUCUCUGCCAUUUAAGGUUCAGCUUCGUCGUUUAUCUCUGACAUUUGCAUUCUUUAUUUUUUUUUUAAAAUCGACACUAUAACAAACCGCAAUAUCGAAUAAUAAAAAUAGAGCUUUGCUUUUCAUGAACAUUUCGUGAAAUAGCCGAAUUAAAUCCACCUGCGACACAAUCCAAAACGUGGAGACUGCGUUUUUUUUUUUUUUUUUUUUUUAAUCUUUCUUGCUUCUUGAUAGAAAAUAAAUAAAUAAAUAAACAUGAAAACCAAAUUUAUCAACGGGGUUUCGUCUUCCCCUUCUAUGUCGCUGGGCCUCCUGGUGACUGCGAAUGCUCUGCAUGUCCAGCCCGACACCCAGGAGGACUCCAGGGAGCUUGUCCGCCCCGAACAGCCGGACCUGGAGACCCGUCGCAAGGCUUAUUUGUGGUGCAGGGAGUUUCUGCACGGAGCCUGGAAAGGACUGGCGGAGGAGGACUUCGAGAUCACCAUCAUAAGAGGUGGUCUGAGCAACAAGCUCUUUCUGUGCAGCCUCCCCGACUCCCUAGGCUCGGUCGGGGACGAGCCGAGGAGCAUCCUGCUGCGCCUCUAUGGGGCCAUCCUGCAGAUGUCCUGUAAUAAAGGGGACUCCCGACAGUCAAACAAAGAGAAUCACUUCCAAGGAGCAGAGGCCAUGGUUCUGGAGAGCGUGAUGUUCGCCAUCCUGGCUGAGAGGGAGCUGGGUCCGAAACUCUACGGCAUUUUCCCUCAGGGCCGCCUGGAGCAGUAUGUCCCCAGCCGUAAACUGGACACCUGUGAGCUAAGCGACCCCAGCAUCUCCGCUGAGGUGGCCCAGAAGAUGGCCAGGUUCCACGGGAUGAGGAUGCCCUUCAACAAGGAGCCAAAGUGGCUGUUUGGGACCAUGGAGAAGUACCUGAGCCAAGUCAUGAGGCUGAACUUCACCAGAGAGUCCCAUCUGCGCCGCUUCAACAGCAUGCUCGCCUACAACCUGCCGCAAGAGAUGGAAACGCUAAAGUUGCUGCUGGAGUCCACACACUCCCCUGUGGUGUUCUGCCACAAUGACUGCCAAGAAGGAAACAUCCUGCUGCUGAAGGGCCGCCACAGCUCAGACAAACAGAAACUGAUGCUGAUUGACUUUGAAUACAGCAGCUACAACUACAGAGGCUUUGACAUCGGCAACCAUUUCUGCGAGUGGAUGUAUGACUACACCUGCGAAGAGUUUCCCUUCUUCAAAGUUGAUACCCAGAACUACCCUUCAAAGGCCCAGCAGCUUCACUUCAUCGAGAGCUACCUGCGCGAGUCCGACCAGGGCUUUGACAACCUGAGCGAAGAGCACCAGAUGAAGCUGAAAGAGGAGCUGUAUGUGGAGGUCAACAGGUUCUCACUUGCAUCUCACUUCUUUUGGGGCUUGUGGUCCAUCAUCCAAGCGAGACUCUCCACCAUUGAGUUUGGAUACCUGGAGUACGCCCAGGCCAGGUUUGACGCCUACUUCCAGCAGAAGAUGAUCUGGGCCGCCUAAUGCAGCAGGCGACUGGGUGAUUAGACAACACAUUGAGCCAAAAUGUCAGCAAGAGGACACAAAAAGCUGAAAAAAAAGAUUUAAAGAUCCACGCUUUACCUACUCUCCCCAUCUUUAAAGGGGAUUUUGCUGCCUCGUGUUGGUGUUUUGUCGACCAACGCCAAAACUUAAUCCAGUGGCUAGGCUCUUGAGUUUACACCUCCAAAUCAGUCGCAGCUCAAAGUUUACAAUGUAGCUACACAAAGGCCAACCGAAAAAGGAAAGGCACUGACUUCUACUAACCUUCAUUGCCGCUCAGAUGUCCUCUCUGCUUCUGCUGGACCGUACCGCUAGCAUGAUGGAUUUGAGUAGGUGAACGGCAGACUUGGGGUUACUGCUAGAGCGGAAACGUUAACAUUGCAUCAAUGUGUAUGUAUAGAUCAUUCUCUGAAGGAGAUGCUCUAUGGGAAGGAA
Molecule: messenger RNA, 2006 nt
Organism: Poecilia latipinna (sailfin molly)
Lineage: Eukaryota; Metazoa; Chordata; Actinopteri; Cyprinodontiformes; Poeciliidae
Gene: chka
Product: choline kinase alpha
Exons: 12
Coding region: 297-1553 (418 amino acids)
Biological process (GO): CDP-choline pathway; phosphatidylethanolamine biosynthetic process
Cellular component (GO): cytoplasm
Molecular function (GO): choline kinase activity; ethanolamine kinase activity
Source: RefSeq, a predicted model, not a curated record